Actinia tenebrosa (Australian red waratah sea anemone) is the source of this 1565-nucleotide messenger RNA. RefSeq lists its product as uncharacterized. Lineage: Eukaryota; Metazoa; Cnidaria; Anthozoa; Actiniaria; Actiniidae. The record is from RefSeq and is a predicted model, not a curated record.
ACUGUCGUGAUGAUCAUAAUCUACAAUGUCCGAGGAGCUUAAGUACGCGCCAGCUCUCGAGAAACUUGGAUUAGAACCAUUUGAAUUUAAAGAUCUUCUCACGAGCAAGAUGAAAAAACUCUUUAAAAAGCCAGAAGACUUGCCAAACACAAGCAUAGAACAGGCAACAAAAUGUUUUUGUAUAAGAGCAAACAUAAUAAAUCCAGAGAAGAUAGAUAAACGAAGAAGCAUCGCCAACCGAUUUCGCUUAUGUAUACCAUUCAAGAGAUUUCGACUACCACAUUCAGAGGAAUCUCCAAGAUAUCGCCAAGAGAAACGCAGUAGGAGACAAGGGGGUACUAACCCCAGUAAGUCAGAUCACAACGAAUAUCACCUACAGCAAGCUGAACUUUUCCAGGAAUUGCAAGAGCAGGAAAAACUACACAGUUUGUGGGACGAUAAUGGCUACUUAUUAGAGGAUGGUAAUGAUGAGAGAUGUUCUAUUGUAAGUAUGUGCAACAAACUUGAUAGUAUUACACGGGAAUAUAUUGAAGAAUACCUUGAGGAACUAAAUAAUCAUGGAAAAAGAAGGAGACAAGAUAGAAAAGUGGCAAACAGAAACAGUGAAUUCCUUGAGAAAUUAUUCUUACCCUGUAUUACAAUAAUAAUUGGAAGAAUGUCUGUGGAUUGGGCAACAGCUAACGACAUAAUGAGUAAGGAUGGAUAUAAACAGUGGAAAGAACAUGUAUGGGCAUUGAUGACAUUUGCUGCAUUAUCAGUUGUUAUCGAUGCCCUGUCUAUUUGCCCUUUCUAUUUUAUUCUAACAUAGUUAAUAUAUGAUUCUAAGUAAUGUUUCAAAUACUCGUCACUGUAUUCUAUUGGGGUUUCAAAAUCCUCGUGGCAUUUCAAAUGCCUUGACUACUCCUCAGCAUUUAAAAUUCCACAAGGAUUUUGAAAUCCCAAUAGAAUGCCAAGGCUGCUGAAAUGCCACGAGGAUUUUGAAACCCAGAUAGAAUACAGUGACGAGUAUUUGACACAACAUCUUAUACUCUUUUUGUUAUGUUUGUUUUUAUUUCAAAGUUCUAGUACUUUGAAAUAUUUCAAAGUCUGAGUAGUAGGACUUUGAAAUAUUUCAAUGACUAGAACUUUGAAAUGGGUGGGGUUGUAUUUGAUGGGGGUUUCAAACUACUGCACACUGGUUGGUCGAUGAGCUCAUAAACCAUUAAUGAGUAUGAGAUAUAUGGAUCAAAUAGCCUCUUUAAAUUUAUAGCCGGCCAGCCGACCAGCUAGCUAAAAUGUGGUUUUUGUAUACAGCAUGAAACAGACAGGAUUGCUAAAAAUUGUAAAUGUCUGUUUUAGAAUCAAUGCAUUCUAAAGGUACAUUAAGAAAAAAUCCAUAACUACUAAAAAAUCUUAUGAAUUGGAGAUUGUUUGUCGGACAUUCUGUUCCGCAUUGGGAUAAACUACCCAUUGUUUGGGUGGACACUCAAGCAUACUGGGGAUCAGUCCAUUCACUGUCCACCUCAGUCUCUAAAUAUGACUGGACCCUGACAUAUAAAUAUAAUAUCAUAUUUAUAUAAUAGUUC